Molecule: messenger RNA, 2233 nt
Organism: Nerophis ophidion (straightnose pipefish)
Lineage: Eukaryota; Metazoa; Chordata; Actinopteri; Syngnathiformes; Syngnathidae
Gene: hand2
Product: heart and neural crest derivatives expressed 2
Exons: 3
Coding region: 240-938 (232 amino acids)
Biological process (GO): regulation of transcription by RNA polymerase II; heart development
Molecular function (GO): protein dimerization activity; RNA polymerase II transcription regulatory region sequence-specific DNA binding; DNA-binding transcription factor activity, RNA polymerase II-specific
Source: RefSeq, a predicted model, not a curated record
GUCCAGUUUGAGGUGGGUUCCUGCACACAUCCAUCCUGUCCUCCACGCAGCUGAGAUGCCGCAGCAGCAGAAACAUCCGAGAUGAGCUAAAUAGGAUGAGGAAUCAUGUGGAUCAGGACGUCAGGAUCCAGGAUGUUUGUUGAGUCCAGGUGGACGCGGUGAUGUGCUGCGGACUUUAUUCAUAACAAUUGUAAUUUCAGGAGAAUAUUUGAGGAAAGAGAGCUGGCGGGAGACCCAGCAUGAGUGUGCUUUCAGGCUUCCCUCACCACCCGGUCAUGCACCACCACGACAGCCACCAUUACUCCCUGCACGGAGACGCCGGAGCCCCUCCGUACUUCACCAGCUGGCUCAUCAGCCACGCCGAGGUGUCCCCCACCGAGUACGGCAUGGCGCCGGGAUACAGCCCCGACUACCACGGGAGCGCGCCGGGCGGCUUGCAAGACCCGCACCACCACCACCCGCACCACCACUACGGCGGACACGGCGCCGUGUCGGUGAACGGAGCCCCGGUGGGCAUGCACCACCACCACCACCACCACCACCCGCGCACCGUCAAGCGGAGACCGACGGCCAACCGCAAGGAGCGGCGGAGGACGCAGAGCAUCAACUCGGCCUUCGCGGAGCUGCGGGAAUGUAUCCCCAACGUCCCCGCAGACACCAAGCUGUCCAAGAUCAAGACGCUGCGCUUGGCCACCAGCUACAUCUCCUACCUGAUGGACAUCCUGGACAAGGACGGCCAGCACGGCGACACGCAGGCCUUCAAGGCCGACCUCAAGAAGACGGACGGCCGGGACGAGCGCAGGAAGAGGGACGCGGUGGAUGUCCCCAAAACAGCGCCAUCUUCGUCAUCGUCUUCAUCUUCAGCGCAGGGCGACAAGAAGACAAAAGGAAGGACAGGAUGGCCCCAACAUGUCUGGGCUCUGGAACUGAAACAGUAGCUGAAACUUGAUUUCAGGUCAAUUGCACUCACAGGAACUUAAAGUCAUCAUCUCGUGUCUGGUGUGGAUGUCUAACCAAAGGACAGACAUUGUAGUCUCCAUGGAUACUUACGGUGAUGUAUUUCUACACUUUUCUACUGUCUGGAAAGUCUCCAACUUAAAUGUUAAAGAAUAAAUAUACAUUCCGUACACUUGGAAUUCAAUUGAAACCAACUGUCCAAGGUGUGGCCCAAGGGCCAUUUUCAGCCUGUAAAUUGUUUUUGUUUGGCCCCUUGACAUAUUGUAACAUUGUUAGAAAUUUGACAACAAUUCGCUUCAUCACAUACAACGCAAAGCAAAGAUGUGGAUGUUGUGUGUAACAUAUAUUGACUUACCGUAUUUUUUGGAGUAUAAGUCGCUCCGGAGUAUAAGUCGCACCGGCUGAAAAUGCAUAAUAAAGAAGAAAAAAACAUAUGUAAUUUGCACUAGAGUAUAAGUCGCAUUUUUUUGGUAAAUGUAUUUGAUAAAAUCCAUCCAUCAUCUUCCGCUUAUCCGAGGUCGGGUCGCGGGGGCAGCAGCCUAAGCAGGGAAACCCAGACUUCCCUCUCCCCAGCCACUUCGUCUAGCUCUUCCCGGGGGAUCCCGAGGCGUUCCCAGGCCAGCCGGGAGACAUAGUCUUCCCAACGUGUCCUGGGUCUUCCCCGUGGCCUCCUACCGUUUGGACGUGCCCUAAACACCUCCCUAGGGAGGCGUUCGGGUGGCAUCCUGACCAGAUGCCCAAACCACCUCAUCUGGCUCCUCUCGAUGUGAAGGAGCAGCGGCUUUACUUUGAGUCCCUCCCGGAUGGCAGAGCUUCUCACCCUAUCUCUAAGGGAGAGCCCCGCCACACGGCAGAGGAAACUCAUUUCGGCCGCUUGUACCCGUGAUCUUAUCUUUUCGGUCAUGACCCUAGGUGAGGAUGGGAAUGUAGAUCGACCGGUAAAUUGAGAGCUUUGCCUUCCGGCUCAGCUCCUUCUUCACCACAACGGAUCGGUACAACGUCCGCAUUACUGAAGACGCCGCACCGAUCCGCCUGUCGAUCUCACGAUCCACUCUUCCCUCACUCGUGAAAAAUACUCCUAGGUAUUUGAACUCCUCCACUUGGGGCAGGGUCUCCUCCCCAACCCGGAGAUGGCUUUCCACCCUUUUCCGGGCGAGAACCAUGUACUCGGACUUGGAGGGGCUGAUUCUCAUUCCGGUCGCUUCACACUCGGCUGCGAACCGAUCCAGUGAGAGCUGAAGAUCCCGGUCAGAUGAAGCCAUCAGGACCACAUCAU